Esox lucius (northern pike) is the source of this 5430-nucleotide messenger RNA. RefSeq names its product mitogen-activated protein kinase kinase kinase kinase 3. The coding region runs from base 161 to 3088 and encodes 975 amino acids. Gene Ontology annotation, biological process: protein phosphorylation. NCBI's taxonomy places the organism in Eukaryota, Metazoa, Chordata, Actinopteri, Esociformes, Esocidae. The record is from RefSeq and is a predicted model, not a curated record. Gene Ontology annotation, molecular function: MAP kinase kinase kinase kinase activity; ATP binding. The transcript is spliced from 35 exons.
GCGCAUGCCUAUUGCGCAUUGGAAGCCAUGUUGAAGUUUCAGUGGAGGCUGGCUUUGAUUUUCUGACGUUGUAUGUUUUUAGGUUUGUUUGUUUUGUUCAAUUUUUAGUAUUGGUGUAGUUCAAUAACACUAUUCGGAUCCAUACACCGGAGUUCUGAAGAUGAAUUCCAGUGUCGACCUAUCCAGGCGCAAUCCGCAGGAGGAUUUCGAGCUGAUACAGCGGAUAGGAAGCGGCACAUACGGAGAUGUCUACAAGGCCCGUAAUGUCAACACUGGUGAACUGGCUGCCAUUAAAGUCAUUAAGCUGGAACCUGGUGAGGACUUUGAGGUGGUGCAGCAAGAGAUCAUCAUGAUGAAGGACUGUAAACACUCCAACAUUGUUGCCUACUUUGGCAGCUACCUCAGGAGAGAUAAAUUAUGGAUAAGCAUGGAGUACUGCGGAGGAGGAUCUCUGCAGGAUAUUUAUCACGUGACGGGGCCCCUGUCCGAGUCUCAGAUUGCGUAUAUGUCACGGGAGACCCUCCAGGGUUUGUACUAUCUCCACAACAAAGGCAAAAUGCACAGAGACAUUAAGGGAGCAAAUAUUCUACUGACAGAGAACGGCUAUGUGAAAUUAGCUGACUUUGGAGUAUCAGCACAGAUUACUGCCACGCUGGCCAAGAGGAAGUCUUUCAUUGGGACACCAUACUGGAUGGCUCCAGAGGUGGCAGCGGUGGAGAGGAAAGGGGGAUACAACCAGCUGUGUGAUAUCUGGGCUGUGGGCAUUACCGCUAUUGAGCUCGCCGAGCUGCAGCCUCCCAUGUUCGACCUGCACCCCAUGAGGGCCCUUUUCUUGAUGACGAAGAGUAAUUUCCAGCCUCCAAAACUGAAAGACAAAGUGAAGUGGGGAAACAAUUUCCAUCAUUUUGUGAAACUGUCCCUGACGAAGAACCCCAAGAAGAGGCCGACCGCGGAGAAACUUUUACAGCACCCGUUUGUGUCGCAGCCUCUCAGUCGAACACUGGCCAUCGAGCUGCUGGACAAAGCCAGCAACCCGGACCACAGCACCUACAAUGACUUUGACGACGAUGACCCUGAGCCAGAGUCUCCUGUGUCUGUUCCCCAUCGGAUUCGCUCCACCAGCAGGAGCACCAGGGAGGGGAAGACGCUGUCUGAGAUCAACUUUGGCCAGGUGAAGUUUGACCCUCCGUUGAGGAAGGAGACGGAGCCCCAUCAUGAGCCGGCCGACUCUGACCCUUUUUUGGACUGUGCAGAAGAGCUGUACUUCACUGCGAGAUCUAAUCUGGACCUUCGACUGGAGUAUGGCCCAGAAUCACCAAACCUAAUGGGAAGAAACAAGAGUCUUCUCAAAUCAGUGGAAGAGGAGCUUAAGCAGAGGGGUCAUAUGGCACAUUUAGAGACUGAUGAGGAUGAGGAUGAUGAUGGUGAUGAAACUCAACACAAGCACAGCACCAUCAUGAGGCCAAAGGUCCCACCCCCACUGCCCCCCAAGCCCAAGUCCAUAUGUCUGCCCCAGGAGAGCCAGUCCCAGGGCGAAGAUGAUGGAGGGGGGACCAUCAAACGCUGCCCUGUGCCCGAGAGCCCUGCCCGACCCGCCUCCACAAACGUACCCCCCCGCCCUCCGCCCCCACGCCUGCCCCCACACAGGCGCAGUAGCCUAGGUAACGAGGGCGCACAGAGCCAGGCUGGCUCGGAGCCUGAGGGGAAUGAUGAUGGGAGCUUUAGGCAUUUCUGGGAGUGGCUUCACGCCCCGCACACGGAAGAAGAGUUGGAGGAGGUGUUGGAUGUGUUGGAAGAGGAGGAGGAGGAGGAUGAUGAUGAGGAGGAAGAGAGGAAUGGACUGAGCUGUCACCAGAAUGGAGAGAGAGACAGUGCUGCAGAGAGGCAGUCCACCAUGCCCCCGAGUGUCCCUGUACGGAAAGACAAGAAGGACAUUCCGAAGCCCAUCAGUAACGGCUUGCCACCCACACCUAAGGUCCAUAUGGGGGCCUGCUUCUCCAAGGUGUUUAAUGGCUGCCCAUUAAAAAUCCACUGUGCCACGUCCUGGAUCAACCCAGACACCAGAGACCAAUAUUUGAUAUUUGGCGCCGAGGAAGGGAUCUAUACUUUAAACCUGAACGAACUGCAUGAGACUUCAAUGGAGCAGCUCUUUCCCAGACGGUGCACUUGGCUCUAUGUCAUGAACAACUGCCUGCUCUCAAUAUCUGGAAAAGCCUCCCAGCUCUACUCUCAUAAUUUAGCUGGUCUGUUUGAGCAUGCCCGGCAAAUGCAGAAAUUGCCAAUGGCCAUUCCCACACACAAACUCCCAGACAAAAUGAUUCCUAGGAAGUUUGCCGUAUCUAACAAGAUUCCCGACACAAAAGGGUGCCAAAAGUGCUGCGUAGUAAGGAACCCGUACACGGGUCAUAAGUACCUGUGCGGCGCGUUCCAGUCCAGCGUGGUUCUGCUGGAGUGGGUGGAGUCCAUGCAGAAGUUCAUGCUUAUCAAGAACAUCGACUUCCCCCUGCCCUGUCCUCUGGAGGUGUUUGAGAUGCUGGUGGUGCCGGAGCAGCAGUACCCUCUCAUCUGUGUUGCCGUCAGCAAGGGCACCGAGCUCAGCCAGGUGGUCCGCUUCGGCACGGUCAAUCCCAACUCCACCUCCUCCUGGUUCACAGAGGCCGAUACGCCCCAGACGUGUGUGAUCCACAUCACCCAGUUGGAGAGGGACACCAUCUUGGUUUGUCUUGACAGGUGCAUAAAGAUAGUAAACCUACAAGGAAGGUUGAAGUCAAGCAGAAAGUUGUCUGCUGAGCUGACAUUUAACUUCCAGAUCGAGGCGAUAGUGUGUCUCCAAGAUAGUGUUCUGGCAUUUUGGAGGCACGGUAUGCAAGGACGAAGUUUCAAAACCAACGAGAUCACACAGGAGAUCUCAGAUAACACACGAAUCUUCAGACUGCUGGGAUCUGACAGAAACUCUCAGCGCGACAGUUCAGGGCAGGAGGGAGCCGCCAGUCUGCCCAGAGUGGUGGUGUUGGAGAGCCGGCCGACAGACAACCCCACAGCAGCCAGCAACUUAUACAUCCUGGCUGGACAUGAGAACAGCUACUGAUCCCCACACAUGUAUCUUGGGAACACAAUUUGUCAGAUCAUGACUGACAGACGGACUGAGACAGACGGACCGAGAGUGGUGGACCGAGACAGACACUACUACGUUAGAUUCACAGAAGACCGAUCCUUUGAAGGGGGUCCGCUUCCAACUUGCCUUUUACUUCCUCUUAACUUUUAUUUAUUGUGGCAUGUAACAAAGACCCGAUUGACUUUUAUAUUUCAUUUUAUCUUAAAAAGUGUUGCCACUACUGCUAGCAUCUUAGCCCACACCACACAAGUGCUUAAUUGACCUCUAUUUAAUUGUUGUACAUAUAAAUGUAGUAUUUUUUUUGCGGAAAGGGACCCUGGCUACUCCAGGGUUGUACACUAAAGACUGGUGGUGUAGAUAUAUGUGCAUAGGUAAUGUACAGGUAUGGAGACUGUAAAGAUUUAAAGGGUAGUGUGGGGAGGCGCGGGAGGGACAGUUUGAGCACUAAAAAUGACUUUCCAUUCUCUGAUCAUGUGACAAGGGCCAGGAUUCUAACCCUUCUCUUUAAAGUCCAUUGAUAAUGUCAUUCUGAACACAUCAUCAGCCAAAUGUGGAUACUCCCUUUAUAGUUCGCUUUGAGAAAUGUCUAAUGGGAGAUCUGUCAUCCUUAGCUUCCAUUUCUAACUCUAUGAGAUGAACAUUUAUUUCAGACUGUUUUAAAUUGCAGAUUUACUUACAAUUAGUUGUAUGCCUUUUUUUUUUUUUUUUUUACUGUGGAAUUGCUGGUAUUAAAAUGUACACAAAAAGGUAUUAGAGAAAAAAAAAAAGUGACGUAUGUAAACUUUUAACUUAUGUUCUCACAAGCUGUGACGCAGGGUUUGCAUUAGAUUAGUAUAAUUAUUCUAGGACACUUAUUGAACGUUACUGAAAUACUGUACUGAGAUUGGUGGGGUUGAACUGUCCAAGGUCAAACACUAAAACAGGCUUCAGCAGUACUGUUGUUUUAAGCACCACAGUUUCAUUGUGUUGUAAUGUCAGUACUGAUCAUGAUACACUAUCGUCAAAUCUAGAGAACAAAACACAUUCCUUACUGUAUGGCUUAGUGAUGAUGUAAAAAGAGUAUACAUAUGAAGUAUAUAUAAAUAUAUAUAUUGUUAUUAAUAUAUGUAUGAAUAUAUAUGUACAGUGUUCUCCACAAUUAUUUGCACCCUUUGUAUAUAUUUGCAAAAAAUGCUAAAAAUUGUUUAUCAGUGUGAUCUUAUUUUCCAAAUGAGUUAAAUCUAACCUGUUAAAAGAAAAAAAUUGUUCUUUUAUUAGCACUUUUUAUAAUUAUGUGCACCCCCUAGAUAUUCUUACGAACCAAUUAUAAUAGACAUAUAUUUUUCCAUCAAUAUAUAUAUUUGUAUAUUUUUGCAGAGUUCAUCCAUGUCAUUAGAAACUCUUAAAUGGUCAUCCAUGACUUCCUGUUUUACUGAUAAACAUUAGGUGAAAAACAUGCACCCUUCCCUAUUCUUCUGUCAACAUGGGGUAAGUCAGAAAAAACGCACAUUAAAUAUGACAGAAGGUUGUUGACCUUCAUAAAUUAGACAGUGGCUAUAAAAGAUACAUGAAAAUACCCAUAUCCUCUAUUAUGGCAAUAAUAAUAAAAAAUGUACAAGAGCUGUGAUGAACCUGCCUGGCAGAGCAUACUUGUGUAUUGUCCAUCCACCCAUAGUGAGAAGGAUGUUCAAGAGGUAAGAAAAAUAAAUCCAAGGAUUGUAGUCGUUUAAGUAUUUAUAAGAAUGAAGGCAUUCUUCAGGCAACACGUCCAAAUAGCUUAUAGCUUUGGAGAAAUGGUGCCCCCACCAAAGUCUACAAAAUGUCUCACCUCAUUGUCAUAUCCUGGUGAAAUAGAGUUUCUAAUGACAAAAAUUAACUUGAAAUAUAUACAAAUAAUAUCUCCUAGUGGUGCCAAUAAUUAAGAUUUGUUUUGUUACAUUAAAGGUUAUUUUACUAUUAAAGGUUGGAUUUCUAGAUUAUUUUGAUUGAGCAGAAACACAGCAAUGACAUUUUUUAUAGCCUUUUUUGUUUCUUUACCGAGGGUGCCAAAAGGUCUGGGGACACUGUAUAUGAAUGACAUUUAAUUUAAUAUAAUGCCAAAAUGUGUUCACAAUGUCUGGCCAAAAUACAUAGGGUGUCUCUACCUCGUGCAAGUUUAGAAAAAGUAAACAAGUUGUGUAAAAGGAAAAACACUACAAGAUUCAUGUGGUUUUAAUUUACAUAGUACAAAUGUGUAAUGAAACCAGCUCUCAUCCUUUCUACUGCAUUACCAUUUUCAUUUUGCAAAACAUUUUAUUAUAUGUAUAUAGUGUAAAAUAAAAUCAGUUGGUUUUACA